Molecule: messenger RNA, 282 nt
Organism: Anisakis simplex (herring worm)
Lineage: Eukaryota; Metazoa; Nematoda; Chromadorea; Rhabditida; Anisakidae
Source: the annotation of a GenBank genome assembly
AUGGAACGUAUCAAAUGCGAAUUCGAGUCGUAUUUGAUCAGCGCUAUACAACUCGAGUCCGCAUCAACGAUGAGUGAAACGGUUCGCUCGGCAACCCAAACCGAAGCAAAUUUGAUCGAAAACACAUUGUUUAACGGCAACUCAACAUUUACAACGCAAAAAAUCUCUCCAAAUACCAAACAGCGCUAUGAGGUUUCAGUCAAAUGGUCGAAAGUGUUCAUUGAUAAAAUCGGUUCGUCCAUUGUGAGNGCGCUAUACAACUCGAGUCCGCAUCAACGAUGA